CGGUCCCCCCCCCCCCCCCCCCGGAUUGUACCUCAUCCGAUAGCUACCUAUUAUAAGACGAGGCAGGCAAUUCCAGCACGGCACACUUAGUCAACCUGCACGUCAAUUACCCCCCCUGUCUGCCUUAUUUUUUUUCCUUUCGUCGACGUAAAAGAUCACCCCCAACUCCAGGUACCUUGGGACUUAGUUCGAUUCUCUCACCAUGUACAAGAUGGCUCCUAGAAGAUCGAAACAUUGUGCCAGGUUGGGGGGGCCACGCCUAGUAAUAAGACCGAACUGCUCCAUAUUAACACCAUCCUAACUUUAUCGUCCACUGAGGAAUGGAUGUUAUCUCCUCUAGGUCAUUGCGUACACCACACAGCAGACCUACGUCUCCCGCACGCACACACCUACACCCACACCCACGCACACUCUCUCCCUCUGUCUUCGUCUCUCUGUCUCUUUCCCAGACCCGUCCCAUCAUAUAAGUAUGGCUCGCUGCCGCCAGCGUCUUCCAGUCUUGAUCACAGUCUUCACCCCAAACACGAGUCAAUCCCAAAAGAACUCCAUAAGAAGAACACGUCCGCUUUCCUCCUACACUGCUCCGACUUCUUCUCCCAAGUCUCGAGUUUAUAUCCUAUACCACAUCACUCCUCUCACAUCUAUCUUAUUGUUCUUACAACAACCAUCACCGCCGCUCCUACUAUACUAUACUCUCUAUCUUAUUCGCUCUCUUAGCCGUCUCCAAAUGUCUCAGCCAUCGUCUACUAAUAACAACGCGGGCAGCUGCCCGUCGGGCCCGUUCUGCCCGUCUCUCACUACUGCCGAAGAGCAGUCUCGGCUGCGAAACGACCGCCUAAACACAGCCAAUUCGUCGAUAAGCGCUCAGAAUGUUACCGAUCGCCUCUACGGAGACUUCACUGAUUACGACCAUAUCGAGAACGCCAGGUCACAGCUCUUCACCUUCUCAAGCCGAUUCGACGCUGGCACUCAGAAUGCCCCCAAGAAGCACAUGAACAACUAGCGGCAUCCCUUAUUCGUCUUUCCUCUGUCAAAGGGAGAGGUCUAUUUUAUGGCGUCAGCGGGCAGGUCUUUCGGACGGCCUCUUCACAGUACAGACCGACGGCGACAGUCUUUCCAUGCGCGGGCUUGCAUUCUAAAUUUCACCGGAUCUUACCACGGUGCGCUAUGGCGAGGCGUUCUGUCACUAGUCGUUGGUAGUUGCUUUGGGGGAGAGGGAGUAAAUCCUGGGGCGUUAUUUCGCAUUCGGAACCGUUCUCUGUAACCUCUGUUGUGUAUGAUUAGACAAAUCUUUGAAAUGCCUACAUUAUUUGGCUUGCUGAGUAUCAAAGUUCCGAGCCAUCUUCCAGGCGAUCUCUUCCUAGCGAUGUCAUGAUGAAACGUUGGACAAGGUCCUGUAAGGUAGGCCCAAUAUGCAUGUGUCUCUAGGACCCAUGCCUUACAUAGUUACAACUCCGGAACGCGCCACAGCCACCGUAACCGCCGAUACAAUAACUACCC
Molecule: messenger RNA, 1500 nt
Organism: Durotheca rogersii
Lineage: Eukaryota; Fungi; Ascomycota; Sordariomycetes; Xylariales; Xylariaceae
Exons: 2
Coding region: 470-1003 (177 amino acids)
Source: RefSeq, a predicted model, not a curated record